This is a messenger RNA of Physcomitrium patens, 931 nucleotides long. RefSeq lists its product as uncharacterized. The record is from RefSeq and is a predicted model, not a curated record. Lineage: Eukaryota; Viridiplantae; Streptophyta; Bryopsida; Funariales; Funariaceae.
AGCUGUCGCUGUGAAUCUCCUCUUCCUCCAGAGUCGAUUUUUUUUUCUUUUUUUUUUUUUUUUUUUUUUUUUUCUUGAUAAUAGGGUGUUUACGACGGCGCUUCUAUCGAGAGUUCUACGAUUGUGUUUUCAUAAUUGUAGUGGUGAGGUCGCAGUUCCGAACACAACCCGUUUGCGCUCUUCAAGUGAGAUCUGUCUCCACUUCUUUGGAUCGAGAUGGCUUUACCUUCUCGUUCGAUCUGUGUCGUGAUCUUCUUCACUCUGGUGCUUGGGCAAGUCUCGGCACAAUGGCCUGCAGCCACAACUCCUACUUACGCGCCCCAAUCGAUUGCUCCGAUGUACCCCCCUCCCGUGGUUCCCGAUUACUCCCCAGAUUAUGCUCCCGAAUAUUCACCCGUUGAAUCUCCCGAAUAUGCACCAGUUGAAUCUCCUGAAUAUGCACCAGUUGAAUCUCCUGAGUAUUAUGCUCCUGAGGUGGCUCCCGAGUCCAGUCCCGUGGGAUCUCCGAUCGCAUCACCAGCUGACGCUCCCGUGGAGAGCCCUGCGGAUGCUCCCGCCGACGCUCUUGUGCCUUUUGGAAUGGCCCCAGGACCCAGCCCUCUCGAGUCCGACGCUGCAAGAACCAUGGCUUCAAGUGCUGGCGUUGCGUUCAUGGGACUUGCAGUGUUGUUCCUUUACUGAAAACAAUUUUUUUUGUAGGAAUGUGUAGCUGGGGCAAUAACUUCCCUACAUAGACUUACAAUAACACCAUUCUUAACAAUCCUUGUUAUCGAUCACGCAGAAGUACUUGUACAUAUGUUUUGGUCACGGCACAAGGUUGUGGCUCGAUAAAGUUUGACCACAUUUAUCAUUUCUCGGAAUGGCUCAUGGGAUCUGAUUUUCACUGUGAUUCGGUACUACCUCCAAUAAAUUUUGAGACCCUAUGAUAGAA